AUGGGUAAUUGCUUAUCCUUAUGUUUAUUGAGAGAAACGUCCAAAAAUAUUUUUAGAUAUUUCGAGAUUUUAUAUAUAAGAUGUUUUAAAAGUUAUAAUUAUAUAAGUUAUAUAAAGUUGAAAUAUAAUAAUAAGAAAGAUGAUAAGAUUGAAAGGAAGAGGAUUAUUACAAGUACUGAUCCUAAUGAGGGUCAUAAAAAGAAAAAAGAGAAUUAUAUAAUUCGAGCUUUUUUGGAUAUGACAAAACAUGAAAAAACAUUAUUAUCUAUAGCUAUGAUAUUUCUUAUAAUAAAUGCUUACACAAAUAUAAGCUAUCCUAGAAUUAUGGGUGAAUGCAUUGAAGUAUCUAAUAAUAUGACAAAUAACAACAAUAUUUUUAAUAACAACAGUAUUAUAUGUAGUAAUACUUUUUCUAAUAUAAAUAUUUUUAAUAAUGUUAUAAAUUUUUUUUUUCAUAAAAUAAGAUUUUUAAAAUAUUAUUUUGUAGAUUCAAAAAUUAUGAACACCAUCAUAUUUUAUUUUCCUUAUUUUAUAUGUGGUGGUAUAGCAUCUUAUAUGAGAAUAUAUUUUACAAAUAAAUGUAUAAAAAAUGUAGAAGGACGUUUAAAAAAACAAAUACAUAAUAAAAUUCUAAUGAAUAAUGAAGAACAGUUUAUAGAAUAUAAGACACCUGAUUAUUUAAUUAAUUGUACUUUUAUAGAAAUAAAAUAUAGCGCAAAAGAAUUAAUUACAUGUAUUACACAAAUAUUUCGUUAUAUUAAUUCUAUAGUAGGUGGAUUAAUAUCAAUGUCAUGUAUCUCUCUUUAUCUUACAAAAUUAUGUCUAUUCAUUAUACCUUUAUAUGGUCUUUCUGUUCUUUUCAUUUUAAAAUCUUUAAAACGUAUAAAAAUUCAAACUACUAAUAUAGAAGAAAAACAAAUAGCUAGAUUUUCAGAUUCUUUACAAAAAAAAAAUAUUAUAUCAUUAUUUGGCAAUGAAUCAUAUGAACAUAAAUAUUUCUGUAAACAAUUACAUAUUCUCAAUAAAUAUGAUCAUAAAUAUAUAACAUCAGAAUCUUUAUUCUAUGCAUUCUUAAAUAUAGGAACAAAUGUUGUUAUAUGUACUAUUUUAUCAUUUGGAAGAUUAGAAUUGUCUCUUCAGAAUAUCACACAUGGUAAACUUGUUUCUUUUAUAGUUUAUAGCACAAUGUUAGGACUAGGUGUAGGAGGCAUAUUAAAAUUAAAAAAGGAUAUAAAUCUUUUACAAUUAAGUUUACAAAAAAUAUAUGAAAUAUUAGAUAUGACAAAAGAAGAAAUAAAGACAAAUAAAAAUGAAUAUGAAUCACAUAACUUAUCUAUACAAGACAAACAAGUGGAUCUACUACAUGAUAAACAAAAAGAGAAAAACCAAAUAAAUAUUAAACAUAAUAAUAAUAAUAAAAAUAAAAAUGAUGAUGAUAAUAAUGAUGAUAAUAUUGUUAUGGAUAAACUACAUUUCAAGUACCCACACAAAUCUUAUAAUAUACCACAUAAUAUUAAAGGAGCCAUAAAAUUUGAAAAUGUCUCCUUCUCAUAUAAUCAUUAUGACAAAGAAAGAAAAAAAUGUGUUUUAAAAAAUAUCAAUCUAGAAAUUAAUUCUAAUGAAAAAGUAGCAAUCAUAGGUAAAAGUGGCUCAGGUAAAUCAACACUCUGGAAAUUACUUACAUGCAAUUUAUCAUAUGAAGGUAAUAUUUAUAUAGAUAAUUUUAAUAUUAAAAAUAUUCAUACAAAUUUUUUGAAAAGAAAUAUUCUCUCUAUCAGUGAACAAGAAUGUUCGAUAUUUAAUAGGACCAUAUAUGAAAAUCUAAUUUAUGGAUUAAUACCCCCCCCACAUAUAGAAAAUAAUAAUAAUAUAAAUAUAAAUAAUAUAAAUAAUAUAAAUAAUAUAAAUAACAUAAAUAAUAAUAAUUAUUAUUAUAUUUCAAAAUGUAUUUUUCAAAAUAUUAAUCCACAACAUAAUAUUCAUAAAAAAAUUCUAAACAAUAUUCAAACAACAAAAUAUUAUAAUUCACAGAGUUAUCAAAAAAAUAAAGAUUCCAACUCUGAUAAUAUAACUCAUUCUUAUCAACCACAAUAUCAUUAUGAUCAUAAUAUUUCAUGUGACAAAGAUAUAGAUAAUACAAAUACAAAUAAAUAUCAAAAUUAUUAUAUAGAUUUCUUAAAUGCAUAUGAUGAAGAUAAAUUAAAUAUUAUCAACUCCUCCAUUAAUGUAUUAUGUGAAGAACUUGACUUAAAAGAUUUUAUUCAUUCUAUGCCUCAUAAUAUACAUUCAAAUAUUCAAUAUAAUAAUAUGUCAUCAGGACAAAAACAAAGAUUAUCUAUUAUAAGAUCUCUUAUCAAGGAUACUCCUAUAUAUAUAUUCGAUGAAAUUACAUCUUUCUUAGAUGAAGGAAAUAUAAACAAAUUACAAAAACUUAUUGAUAUUUUAAUUCCUAAUAAAACUAUUAUAUAUAUUACACAUUCAAUUCAUAUUCUCAAUAGAAUGGAUAAAAUUAUUAUCUUAGAUGAUGGUAAUAUUAGGGCCGUUGGAACAUAUGAACAAAUUAAAAAUGAUAAGGUUUUUAUGGAUAUAUUUUCUCUGCAUAACACUGCUAUAUAA
Messenger RNA from Plasmodium adleri (nom. inval.), 2616 nucleotides. Its product is annotated as ABC transporter (MDR family), putative. Gene Ontology annotation, cellular component: membrane. Gene Ontology annotation, molecular function: ABC-type oligopeptide transporter activity; ATP binding; ATP hydrolysis activity. Lineage: Eukaryota; Apicomplexa; Aconoidasida; Haemosporida; Plasmodiidae. Gene Ontology annotation, biological process: transmembrane transport. The coding region runs from base 1 to 2616 and encodes 871 amino acids. The transcript has a single exon. The record is from RefSeq and is a predicted model, not a curated record.